AUGUCUGAAGCUCCCCUUCUAGGCAGACGUCCAGCCACGCGUACGAGCUUCAAGGAUUCAGCUAUCUUUACUUUGAAGCUGACCUUGCUUUCCUCGCCGGUCAAUUACCUCCUUGUGUUCGUGCCCUUGGGGCUUGUUGCUGGAGGGUUGGAUUGGGGCCUGAACGCUGUGUUCUGGCUCAAUUUCUUUGCCAUUGUGCCUUUGGCUUCUGUGCUUGCUUAUGCUACGGAAGAGUUGGCUGAACAUACGGGUGAGACCAUUGGCGGUUUGUUGAAUGCUACUUUUGGCAAUGCUGUCGAAUUGAUUGUUUCAAUCAUUGCCUUGGCAAAUGGCCAGGUUCGUAUUGUCCAGGCUUCGAUGCUUGGUUCGAUCUUGUCCAACUCAUUGCUCGUGUUGGGAUGCUGCUUUAUUGCUGGUGGUAUUACUCGUGUGCAGCAAACGUUUAACCAAACGGUGGCCCAGACCAUGUCCUCGUUGAUGGCAUUGGCUACGGCUGGCCUUUUGCUUCCUGCUGCUUUCCACGCGUCUGUGCCCUCAGAAGGAAAGUCCAAGUUCCCAGAUCCAGACUCGGAGGCUGAUUUGAAGAUCUUGAGCCUCUCGCGUGGCGUAGCCAUUAUUUUGCUUGUGCUUUACAUUUUAUACUUGGUUUUCCAAUUAAGAACUCACAAGGCUCUCUUUGAAGAGCAGUCGCAAGAGGACGAUGGUAUCAUUACUUCGAGUCUUCCACCAGAGGGUACUGUUACCAAGGCUGAUUCUGAACACUUGACCAUUACCGGAUCACUUGCAGUGCUUGUCAUUGCUACAGUGCUUGUUUCCUUUUCAGCAGACCUCUUGGUGGGCUCGAUUGAUGACAUUGUAGAGCUGCUGGGACUUUCCAAGACGUUUAUUGGUUUGAUCGUCAUUCCUAUUGUCGGUAACGCUGCUGAACAUGCCACUGCGGUGAUUGUUGCAAUGAAGGAUAAGAUGGACUUGGCCAUUGGUGUUGCCGUGGGCCUGUCGUUGCAAAUUGCACUCUUCGUGACACCAUUCAUGGUGAUCAUUGGCUGGAUCAUCGACGUUCCAAUGUCGUUAUACUUUUCUACUUUUGAAACGGCAGUCAUGUUCGUUUCUGUCUUCAUCACCAACUUGGUGAUUCUCGAUGGCGAGUCCAACUGGUUGGAGGGAGCCAUGCUUUUGAGCACGUACCUUGUGGUGGCGCUUUCUUUCUUCUACUAUCCAGAUCACCAGGCCACCUAG
Candidozyma haemuli is the source of this 1236-nucleotide messenger RNA. RefSeq names its product Vcx1p (gene VCX1). Bases 1 to 1236 code for a protein of 411 amino acids. Gene Ontology annotation, molecular function: calcium:proton antiporter activity. NCBI's taxonomy places the organism in Eukaryota, Fungi, Ascomycota, Pichiomycetes, Serinales, Metschnikowiaceae. The transcript has a single exon. Gene Ontology annotation, biological process: calcium ion transmembrane transport; intracellular calcium ion homeostasis. Gene Ontology annotation, cellular component: fungal-type vacuole membrane. The record is from RefSeq and is a predicted model, not a curated record.